This is a messenger RNA of Seriola dumerili (greater amberjack), 5368 nucleotides long. It is a transcript of the gene dennd4a, whose product is annotated as DENN domain containing 4A. The record is from RefSeq and is a predicted model, not a curated record. The coding region runs from base 130 to 5334 and encodes 1734 amino acids. The transcript is spliced from 30 exons. Gene Ontology annotation, molecular function: protein binding. Gene Ontology annotation, cellular component: cytoplasmic vesicle. Gene Ontology annotation, biological process: regulation of Rab protein signal transduction. NCBI's taxonomy places the organism in Eukaryota, Metazoa, Chordata, Actinopteri, Carangiformes, Carangidae.
UAAACGAAGCAAACACCGAGGGAUAACAUUUGCUAUCAACAGAAAUCUGGGUUUUAUUUCGCCUCGUAUUCGACACAUUGAUCUUGCAGUCGUCGUGAUUCGUCAGAUCCCUCAGUGUGGGAAUGGGAAAUGAUGGAGGAUAAAGGGCCUCGUGUAGCCGACUACUUUGUGGUUGCCGGCCUCACUGACUUGUCCAAGCCUCUGGAGGAGGAGCUCCACUUUGACGACGCCGGUCCCAAGUCUGUGAAACCCAACGCCCCCAUCACCGACGUAGCUGUGGUGAUCCGCUCCCUGGGUGAAGAGGUACCCCCGGGAUUCACCUGUGUGGAAAGCACUCCCUCAGGCCUCUCUGCUGAGCUCAAUGGAGCCAGCCUCAGGGGCCCGCAGAUCUUCCUGUGUUUCAAGCGAGGCAGAGAUAAGCCUCCACUGACAGAUCUUGGGGUUCUGUAUGAGUGGAAAGAGAAGCUGAAGCCUGGAUGUCACAUCGUCCAGACCACGCCCUCAGGUCGCCCUGCCAACAUCAGCAGCUCGUCCUCCCAACGCAUCUACAUCACCUACCGCCGUGCCCCGAAGAGCCAGCCCCACACUUCACUGGCUGUCACUGAUGUCUGCAUCAUCAUCCCAGGCAAGGGGGAGACACCCCCUCACACCUUCUGCAAGGUGGACAAGAACCUCAACAGCAGCAUGUGGGGAUCUUCGGUCUACCUUUGUUACAAGAAAUCUCUGGCUAAAGCAAACACAAUUGCAUACAAAGCAGGUCUGCUGUGCAGGUACCCUGAAGAGGACUACGAGUCCUUCCCACUGCCUGAGUCAGUGCCUAUGUUCUGCCUGCCCAUGGGGGCUACGAUCGAGUGCUGGCCAGCGCACACCAAACACUCCCUGCCUGUUUUUUCCACAUUUGUGCUGACAGGGGCCUCUGGAGAAAAGGUGUACGGAGCAGCCAUCCAGUUCUAUGAGCCUUACUCAGAGGAGAAUCUGUCUGAGCGUCAGCGCUCACAGCUCGGCCUGCCAAGCUCUGAUCUCGGACCUGACGGGACCAGAAGUGUUUACAGCAACAAGAGCAUCUGUCUGCUCUCCCACUGGCCCUUCUUCCAAUCCUUCAGGAGCUUUCUAACGUUCCUCUACCGAUACUCCAUCUCUGGGCCACAUGCUCUGCCUAUUGAAAAGCACAUCUUUCACUUCAUGCAAAGUGUGCCAUUCCCCUCCACUCAGAGACCACGCAUCCUAGUGCAGCUGUCUCCACAUGACAGUCUGAUGCUGAGCCAGCCUGUCUCCUCUCCGCUGCCUCUCAGUGGUGGAAGCCUCUCCACAUUACUGCUGAAUCUGGGCCCGAAAAACGCAGCCACUCUUCUGGUGUUGGCUGUUACAGAGCACAAGAUCCUGGUUCAUUCCUUGCGUCCAGCUGUACUCACCAGUGUCACGGAGGCCCUUGUGUCUAUGAUCUUUCCCUUCCACUGGCCGUGCCCCUACAUCCCUCUGUGCCCGCUGGCCCUGGCCGAUGUGCUCAGUGCACCAUGUCCUUUCAUUGUGGGUGUGGACUCCAGAUACUUUGACCUUUACGUGCCCCCAUCUGACAUCAGCUGUGUGGAUCUGGACACCAACACUAUCUCCCAAAAAGACGACAAGAAGGCUUUAACGUGGAAAAUCUUGCCGAGGAGAGCCUGCAAAUAUCUUCUGAAUACCCUGAAUAAGCUCUAUCAACAGCUCACUGAGGGUGGUCAGCUGAACCGUGAAGAUGUGCAGAUGGAGCACACAGUGACUGACAGUGAGCUCAACGGGGGGAAGAGCCUCCACACUCUGGAGCUGGAGAUCCAGGAGGCCUUCCUGCGGUUCAUGGCGGCCAUCCUACGAGGAUACCGCUCCUACCUGCUGCCCAUCACCCAAGCCCCCUCUGAGAAGACCACAGAUGCCAGCUCUCUCUUCGACAUCCAAGGCUUCCUGAAGAGCAGAGACCGCUCCCAUCAGAGGUUUUACUCCCUCAUGACCAAGACUCAAAUGUUCAGCCGUUUCAUAGAAGAGUGCUCAUUCGUCAGCGAUAAAGAUGCUAGCCUGGCUUUCUUUGAUGAAUGUGUUGAUAAGGUGGACAGUGAGCGGCCGGAGGACACCAGACUGAUCGAACUGGAUGAAUCCCACCGCAGUGAGCACACAGUCUAUAUCAACCCUCCAGAGCUGCCUCCACUUCCGCAGGGAGAAGAGCAUCCUCUGUGCUAUAGCUACUCUGGAUUCCCUGUGCUGAAUGUUGAGCUUCUGGAGCCACUGGAGGGACAAAAUCCUCCAUCAGCAGGCAUGGCCUCGCGCCACAGCAGCCCAGCCAGCCCUACCGCCAUCUUUAGACGCUCGAAACAGGAGAUCAAAUCAGCUCAAAGGAUGGCCAAAACCUAUUCAUCUAUGCCUCAGAUGUGGUCCAAGUGUCUGUUGCGCCACUGCUAUGGCUUGUGGUUCAUCUGCCUGCCAGGAUUCGUCGGGACGUGCCACUCUAAGGUUCGAGCUCUGCGUACAGCUUACGAUGUGCUGAGGAGGAUGCAGGACAAGAAGCUACAGGCUCCAGAUGAGGUGUGUUACCGUGUGUUGCUGCAGCUGUGUGGCCAGUACAGCCAGCCUGUCCUGGCUGUCAAGGUGCUGUUUGAGAUGAAAAAGGCUGGAGUUCAACCCAAUGCCAUCACCUAUGGGUACUACAACAAGGCGGUGCUGGAGAGCACCUGGCCCUCCACCACCAGAGGAGGCUACUUUCUGUGGGGAAAGCUGAGGAACGUGGUCCUAGGUGUGCUCCAGUUCAAGCAAGCCGGGAGAAAACAACAGACUUCUCACAGAGAUCCUCAGCUUUCAGACGGCAGUGAUCUUGACACAGUCAGUCAUGGGAGUUUGGACAGUGCUAAUGACUCUGCUGAGCGAACCUCCAUCGACACUGACUUCACUAAAAUGGACUCCAGUGAUGAUGGAUUUAGUACAGGUGGACAGUCAGACCAAGGCUACGAUUCACUGUCCAAAGAGGAGGAGAGACUGUGCGGCAGAGAGAGUGACAGCACACCACUGGUGGAAGACAAAGCACAGAGCCAGUCCACACCUGAGACUGAAGUUCCAAUCAGCAGCAUAUCUCCUUCUGCUAAAAGCUACAAAUCAACAGAUGCCAGUGCAGGUAACGUUGACAGGCUGGUUUCCAGUCCAUGUAGUGAUGCCAUUCUGUGUGGAGUUCUGCCAAAGACAGAGAGGCCAAAAUCUCUAGACUUGUCUGGUGGACAGGGGAGCCUGAGGCUCACCGUGCCUCAUCCGGGCGCAGCGAAGCAGCAUCACGUAGCGGCUGAGAGACUGCAUGGAGUAGAGGAAGAGGAGACAGAAACUGAUAAACAGAAACCUCUGGUGGAGAGGAGUGUGAGCUGCAGUGAUGCAGUGGAGAGGCAAGACUUCCCCAUAGAGAGGAGUGUCAGCUUCAGUGGUGGAACUGUGAGGAGGACAGGUAUAGAGAUGGGAUUUGACCCCCUGUCACUGAUGGCAACCAAGGCGGUAGAGUGUGACCAGGACAACUGCAGCACACCUACCACCGGCCGCAACCUCGCCGAGGAGAUCGAGAUGUACAUGAAUAACGGCAACAGCCCUCUGAGCAGCCGCACGCCCAGUAUGGACCUGCAAAACCCCUCGAGCCCCUUGUUUCGAUCCCCUCCAUCUCCUCACACCUCACCAAGACCCUCCACUCUACUGCGCUCCAACACACACCUCCCACUGCCUGUCAAACCCAAAGAGAGGCUGAGGCCAUCACCCUCUCUUCCUCUGGGUGACAGGGAGAGGCCUUCCUCAUUAGUGUCACCCUCAUCUCCUACUCCGUCCACCUCAUCGUUCUCCAUGGACUCUCUCCUCACACCGACUCUGGACAUCUUUAAGAGCAGCGUCAUUUCAGCAGGGAAGGGUGUGGCUGAGAAGGCCAGCCGCCUUUACUCUCGUCUGUCGUCCCAGACUUCAUUAACACAGGAUGCAAACUGUGACAGGAUUAGUGUAUCCUCACUGACCUCAGGAGAGGCAGACUGCUCCUCGCUUCUUGAUAAUGACUCCUGUCUGGACCCAGACGGCUUUACCUCACCCCAGCAUGGCAGCAUGUCCCGACUCAGGAGGAGCCCUGUUGUGGGCCAUACUAACCUGGGCAGCCCCAGCACACCCAACAGAGUGUUCAGACACAACUCCUUCUCUGGUGGUUUGGCGCUUCCCUCUAAAACUCCUCACACUCCAGAUUCCUCCCCCGACACCAGCCGCUUCCAACCCACUCCCAAUUACACCAUAGAGGUACUUAUGUCCAGUUGCUCGUUGUGCAAGACGUGUGACUGUCUGGUGUAUGAUGAGGAGAUCAUGGCUGGCUGGACAGCAAAUGACUCAAACCUCAAUAGCACUUGUCCCUUCUGUGGCACAGCCUUCCUUCCUUUCUUGAAUGUGGAAAUCAAAGAUCUGAGACCACAGAGCAGGUCUUCUAAGCAAAGUAAUCCUGUUACUGAGGAGGACACGUCUGCGUCUCUCAAUCCCGAGGCCAAAAUGUCUGCGUCAGACUGUGCAGCUCAGUCACCUGCAGCUCCCCCGCAGAAGCAGGAGAGCAGUGGGAGUGCUGGGACAGCUGUGCCAGCCUCAGCCUCAGCCCCAGCCUCCGCCUCUGCUCCGGUGACGGUGCCCUACCUGAGCCCCCUGGUUCUGUGGAAGGAGCUGGAGAGCCUGCUGGUGAACGAGGGCGACCAGGCCAUCUCCUCUCCGAGUGUUGUUGACCAACACCCCAUAGUCUUCUGGAACCUCGUGUGGUACUUCCGAAGGCUGGAGCUGCCAAGCAACCUGCCAGCUCUAAUCCUGGCCUCCCAGCACUGUAGCCAAGGAGACGAGACUCCUCAAAGCGUUUCAUCCGAGGACAGUAAGCAGGUGCUGGUGAGGAUUAUGUGGGACAACCUGAAGUUGCACCAGGACAAAGUUCAGCCCUGCUAUGUCCUGUGGAACACACACUGUGCCAAUUCCCUGGUUCGCUCGGGGCUGUGUGAAGAAGGCCAGCUCUUCACUGUGGAGCUACUGCAGGGUUUUGUGAGGAGCAUUAAAAAGAGUGAUGUUUAUCAACCCAUGAGCCAGAUCAUCCAGCUGCUGGGGCCGGAGCUGGGUUUUAAGAGGCAGAGGAGCCUUUACAGAGAUUUAUUGUUCCUUGCUCUCGUUGCCUUGGGGAAGAACAACAUUAAUAUAAAUGCUUUUGACCGGGAGUACAAGUUGGCAUAUGAUCGCCUCACACCCAACCUGGUUAAACUGACACACAACUGUGACCGGCCCCCUGGAGCAGGGGUCAUGGAGUGCAGGAGGACUUUUAGGGAGCCCAGUUUGUAAACUACUUCUCUCCUUCUGUCCCAUUAUGUUUUUC